Marmota flaviventris (yellow-bellied marmot) is the source of this 3555-nucleotide messenger RNA. It is a transcript of the gene Stk40, whose product is annotated as serine/threonine kinase 40. Gene Ontology annotation, biological process: protein phosphorylation. NCBI's taxonomy places the organism in Eukaryota, Metazoa, Chordata, Mammalia, Rodentia, Sciuridae. Gene Ontology annotation, molecular function: protein kinase activity; ATP binding. The record is from RefSeq and is a predicted model, not a curated record.
CGGCUGCUCGCGCGGCUGUUCUGGGAGGCGGCGGUGAGCGGCUCCCACGCCCCCGGCCCGGCCCUGGCCCUCCGGGACGGAGCGCCGAGCAGCCCCGGCUCCGGGCUGCGGACUAUGGGCGAGCAGCGCUGAUUACCCGGGGAAGAGCUGAGAAUGAAGCGGAGAGCAUCAGACAGAGGAGCUGGGGAAACGUCGGCCAGAGCAAAGGCUCUAGGGAGUGGGAUUUCUGGAAAUAACGCCAAGAGAGCUGGACCAUUCAUCCUCGGUCCUCGUUUGGGCAACUCACCAGUGCCAAGCAUUGUGCAGUGUUUGGCAAGGAAGGAUGGCACAGAUGACUUUUAUCAACUGAAGAUCCUUACCCUUGAGGAGAGGGGUGACCAAGGCAUAGAGAGCCAGGAGGAGAGGCAGGGCAAGAUGCUGCUGCACACCGAGUACUCUCUGCUCUCCCUCCUGCACACGCAGGACGGUGUGGUCCACCACCACGGGCUCUUUCAGGAUCGCACCUGUGAAAUUGUUGAGGAUACAGAAUCUAGCCGAAUGGUUAAGAAGAUGAAGAAGCGCAUCUGCCUUGUCCUGGACUGCCUCUGUGCACACGACUUCAGUGACAAGACUGCUGACUUGAUCAACUUGCAACACUACGUCAUCAAGGAGAAGAGGCUUAGCGAGCGGGAGACUGUGGUUAUCUUCUAUGACGUGGUACGCGUGGUGGAAGCCCUGCACCAGAAAAAUAUUGUGCACAGAGACCUGAAACUUGGGAACAUGGUGCUCAAUAAAAGGACACAUCGGAUAACCAUCACUAACUUCUGCCUCGGGAAGCAUCUUGUGAGUGAGGGGGACCUGCUGAAGGACCAGAGAGGGAGCCCUGCUUACAUCAGUCCUGAUGUGCUCAGCGGCCGGCCAUACAGGGGCAAACCGAGCGACAUGUGGGCCCUGGGCGUGGUGCUCUUCACCAUGCUCUACGGGCAGUUCCCCUUCUACGACAGCAUCCCACAGGAGCUCUUCCGCAAGAUCAAGGCCGCUGAGUACACCAUUCCCGAGGAUGGACGUGUCUCUGAGAACACUGUGUGUCUCAUCCGGAAACUGCUGGUCCUUGACCCCCAGCAGCGCCUGGCUGCUACCGAUGUCCUGGAAGCCCUCAGUGCUAUCAUUGCAUCAUGGCAGUCCCUGUCAUCUCUGAGCGGGCCUUUGCAAGUGGUUCCUGACAUCGAUGACCAGAUGAGCAAUGCAGACAGCUCCCAGGAGGCAAAGGUGACAGAGGAGUGCUCUCAAUACGAGUUUGAGAACUACAUGCGGCAGCAGCUGCUGCUGGCCGAGGAGAAGAGCUCCAUUCACGAGGCCCGGAGCUGGGUGCCCAAGAGACAGUUCGGCAGCGUGCCACCAGUGCGACGCCUGGGCCACGACGCACAGCCCAUGACCUCUUUGGACACCGCUAUCCUGGCACAGCGCUACCUGCGGAAAUAGCAGCCUCAGCCAGGGGCACCAGCCCCAGCACCACCUCUUCCGGCCCCCAGCCCUGUUGAGGCUGGGCCCUAUAGUGCUGGACUCUCCCAGGCUGCAACAGGGAUAGGGCAGGGACAGGGACAGCCCAGGUCACAUGUGGGGUCAGCAGAGGUACCACAAAGCUACCUUUUGGAAUGAUUGCUUGAUUGUUUGGUUUUUAAAUCUGAGAGGCCUAGAUGACUAAUCUGCUUUUAAUCAUGACAUUUUAAUCUACCUCUGUCUCUAACCACGCUGUCUCUGGACUGAGCGACAGAAGGAGGGAGCCCACCCACUCCCCCAAGCCCUGAUCCAGCUGGCGCCUGCCCGGCUUGGGGGCUGCUGCUCCCCACAGUCAAAUAAGCUGAAAGUGCAGCUCGCUGCUGGCUCCCAGAAUGAGUGCCACCCCACACUGCCCAGUCCCCCAGUCUGCGCCAUCCCUCCCUUCUGACCCCCGGCCCCUCAGUCCGAGCUUUGGAAAACCUUCACCUCAUCUUAUUCAAAUAUAUUUAUUUUUUUACUGAAACCAAGUUCUCUCCUAUCCUUAGGUGGCUCAGCCCGUGGCCAGUCCCUGUGGCUGGACAGCAGGGGUCCAUGGUCCACAUGUGGGCUCCCUCCACACCUCCAGGCAAAGAGGGGUCCUCCUUGCUGGACCUCUCUGCUCCCAGCCCACUGGGCUUGUGUCCAGUGAUGGGAGUUCUUUCUAAACUUGGCUUUCUCUCAUCUCAGUAGCUUUUCUGAGGUGUUGCACAUGCGUGUUAGCCCUGCUUCCUUCUCCAUCCUUCACGUGGUACCAGGUAACAUGGAGCCCAAUGUGAAGGGAGCCUGUGACCGGGUUGGGGAGGGUACUGUGGGCCUGGCUGGGGACAGGGCCCUGCUUGCAUGCUGUCUUGCCUCCACCCCUGGUGUUCGGAGAAUGAACCGUGGGGUGUCUCCCCUCCCACCUUGCCUCAGUAGAUGGGGUGUCUCCCCCGACAGACCCUGGCCAGGGGCCUCCAUGGGGUGGGAGGCUUGUGGGGAGAAUCGCAGGGGUUGAGGACCUGCCCGCCUGGCCUGAGAACAGCCCUGCUGCCUCUUGAGCCGAGAUUUUGAAGUGGAUGCCCGUCUUGCCAGAAAUGCUGUUCUCACCAGAAUGCCCUCCUCUCCCCGUUUCCCUCACUGAUCCUUGGCUCUUUCUGGUGCCAAGCAAAGACCCUUCCCCAGAGGCCUACCUGCCGUGUAUCCUCAGAGAGUCUGAGUGUCCCCUUCGGGCAGCGUAAGGCCCUUUCUACCUGUCCUUGCUCCCCAUUGGGGAUGCAACAAUGUUUCCCAGAGUGUGAGCUGUCCACCCCCCAACACAAGGGGGGGAAAAAACUGACUCACUGUGAGUGACCUUGGGCAAGUUCCCAAACCUCCUCGUGCCUCAGUUUCCCCAUCUGGAAAAAAUGGGGCCACCUCUUGCCAGCAGUAGCAGGGCCGCCCACGCCCCUUCCUUCCCAUGCUCCCAAUCCAGCACUUGGGCGCCUUGUGCCUCUGCCUUGGUGGGUCUGUGGGAGCCCACCUGAGCUCAGCACUUACUCCCUGAGCACCCAGCUCUGCCUCUAGCUCAGCCGUCCAGCCGCUGAGAGCCAGGGCAUGGUGCUGUGGGGUGGGGAGGCCUCUUUUCUAUAUUUAUUUGAUAAAGAAAAUUCUCCUAAGGGAGCAGAAAUGUAGUCGGCCUGGGCUCCCAGCCCUGUGACUAUCCUCCAGUGAGGCUCUGAGGCCUGGCCAGGGCCUGCCUUGGUAGGGCCUCUGCCCAGCAGCCCCUUGGGCCUGCUUUCCAUGUGUGAUUUGUCUCCUUUUCAAAGCAAUAUCCUCAGGUCUGCAAAGCCCUAGCAGACAGACUGGUUCCUUCCAAGGUCAACCCGUGCGUCUGGUUACACUUCUGGUGAAACAAAUGAGAGGAGAUCGGGUCUGCCCUCACUGGUGUCACACACUGGGAGAAGUCCUAUUGUAAAGAAAAUGGAAAAAGUCACAAAAAAGUUUGUAUAAAGACAUAUUUUUGUACUACAUGGGGACUCUUCCUGCAUGUCAGCAAUAAAACUUCCUGAUCUGGAGCCA